AUGGAAGAAUGCCGGAAUGAACCUGGUCCGAGUUCUUCCAGAGCUGAAACAUCUUUGGGUAAUGUAAUCCAAAUUUUCGAAGAAAUAGAUGAAGACAUAUUUAUAACGGAAGAGAUCGAGGUACCCACGAGCCCUGCUACGAGUAGACAGGGGUGGUUUGAUAAGAUCAAGAAAGCAGGAAGUGCCAUUACGGAGUCUAUAAAGCCUUCUUCAUCGAAAGAAGGUAUCAAAACCCGGUUAUGGUCUUCAUGGAAUAAUUUCAAAUAUUCUGGAAAAUGGAUGUCAGAUAGAACUAGAGAGUACGAAGCGGAUUCGGAAAUUGUUCUUCUAGGCAGUAUGUACUUCAUAGAAGAAGACGAUGAAAACAUUGGGUUCGAUGAGUUUGUACUGCAUUACUACUCACGCAUUUGGAUUACUUAUAGAACUCAUAUGAAAGCAAUAUGCGGAACAACAUAUACUACGGAUUGCGGUUGGGGUUGUAUGAUACGAACGACCCAAAUGAUGGUGGCACAGUCUAUCUUAGUGGGAAUGCUUGGCAGAGAUUGGAGAUCUCCUAAGCUGAAACAGAGAAUGGGAUUACUGUCAAAAACAAGCGAGGAAGAUGACCAAUCUGAUGAAAUACUGUUACAGAUAACCAAGUUAUUCGAGGAUUGUCCCUCCUCUCCGUUGGGAUUUCAUCGCCUGAUGUGUUUAGCUUUCGAAAACAUAGGUCAGCAAGCUAUAGGUCGUUGGUAUACUCCAUCAGAAAGUGUUUCUUUGAUGAGAAAAGCGAUAAGUACAUCGACAUCUCCUCUGAUCAGCGAUAUCGGCAUUCUGCUGUGUGUAGAUGGAUUAUUGAGUUUGAGUGAUGUCGAGAUUGUCAGUAAGACAUGGACCAAGAAAAUAUUGAUUAUAAUAACUGUUCGAUUAGGAACCAGUGAGCCAAACAAGAUAUAUAUGAAGCAUAUUCAACAACUACUUAAAACUCCAUCUUGUGUUGGAAUUGUAGGAGGGAAGCCUAAGCACUCCUUAUAUUUUUUAGGAUACUAUAAAGAGCAACUCAUUUAUCUCGACCCGCAUGUAGCUAGGGAUUACAUACCAUUACCGGACACUUUGACGAAUGAAAAGCAAAACAGCCCCAUAUUCCAAUUUCAUUGUAAAUAUUUGUCAAUGACUCCUUAUGUGGAUAUUGAUCCGAGCUGUGCCAUCGGGUUUUUCAUUCAAUCUCAUCAGGAAUUCACAGAUAUGGUUGAGACUCUUGAAGCGAGUGGAGUCAUUGAUUUGGAUGUGAAGAAAACGGAGAGCUCAGUUAAGCAAGACCCACUCUUCGCAGUUUUGCUAUCUGACAACCCUAAAUACCGUUUUUACGAGCCAGCAUCAUCUUCGGAUAACUUAGGAGAAGAUGAAGAUUAUGUAAAUCUAUAA
Auanema sp. JU1783 is the source of this 1404-nucleotide messenger RNA. The record is from the annotation of a GenBank genome assembly. NCBI's taxonomy places the organism in Eukaryota, Metazoa, Nematoda, Chromadorea, Rhabditida, Rhabditidae.